AUGGAGCACUCCCCAUCAAUGAACUCAACAGUGGUGGAUGGAGACGAGCCGGAGGACCACCGACCCCUCCUUCCACCACGGAUGGUCCCACCUCAGGCCUACUCGCCGCAGUGUGGACCACACCACACGGUCCAGACGUCCAUUGAUCACACAGUGUGGUUGGACAGAACCCAGGCAAUGGCUACAACACCUCUAUACAACGGCCACCUCUAUGUGACGGCAACACCUCGAUCCAGCAGGAGGAGAGAGAAAACUAAGGGCAAGGAGAAAAAAUAUGAGAAAAGGCCACAAAAUCCAGGAACAAAGGAGCGCAACCAACAAAGCAAAGCUAAAUAUCUUGGCUCAAAUAGACUCCAGGAGACAGUCACGUCCUUCACUGAUGUACCAAUCUCCCCUUGUGGAUCCCCGUUUAAGGGCCACAGCAGGUCCAACCUGGAUAUCAGGGAUGUUGAAGGUCGAGGGUGCCGCAAGUCGGGCAAUGUUUCUCUGGAAAUGCAUGAUCGCAAGAGUCUCCCAGAGAUCAUCAUCACCAGUAAGGAUGACAACGUUCAACAGCAACCGCAUAAGGCGCCACAAUUUCACCAGCGCCCAGGAGAAACCAGGGGUCCACUUCCAGGGGCCAAGCUCUUCCGCAGGAGCCCCAGCCCCAGUCCUCAGCACAGCCCCAGACGCAAAGAGGACGCCAAGAAGGACUCAUAUUGGAGGACACACAACAUCGGCUGGCGGUUGGUCCGCAGGAGGGCCCUGUUUUUGAGGAGGCAGCGGCUGAACGACUGCGCCCUGGCUGUGGGCUUGUUUGGAGUGUUCAUGAUGGUGAUGGAGACGGAGCUGUCCUGGAGCAUCUACAGCAAGAGCUCCAUCUACUCCCUUUCUUUCAAAUCAGUCAUCAGUUUGUCAACGCUCAUCCUGCUGGGCCUCAUUGUUGCCUAUCACUGCUGUGAGGUGCAGCUUUACGUUCAUGAUAUUGGUGCAGAGGACUGGAGGAUAGCCAUGACCACGGACCGAUUUGCUCUGAUUGUCUUGGAGCUGGUAAUAGUGGCCAUCCAUCCCUAUCCGGUGGGGCUGUUGGCAUACUUCCAGAAGACCCAGGUCCGUACCACGCUCUCAGAGACGGAGCUGGAGAUCAUGCUGGCUUUGCCCAUGUUUCUCAGGCUGUACCUGCUGGGUCGAGCAAUGAUGCUGCACAGCCGCCUCUUCACAGACACGGCCUCCCGGAGCAUCGGAGCACUAAACAAGAUCCACUUCAACACCAGGUUUGUUGGGAAAACGCUAAUGACUACCUACCCUGGCACCGUCCUGAUGAUUUUCAGUGUUUCUCUGUGGAUUGUGGCAGCAUGGGGCCUACAUGUGUGUGAAAGACACCACAAUUACAGAGACCUUAGCAGCAACUACAUGGAGGCCCUGUGGAUGGUCUCUGUCACCUUCCUGUCCAUCGGUUAUGGAGAUGUGGUCCCUCACACUUACUGCGGCCGCAGCAUCUGCCUGCUCACUGGGAUCAUGGGAGCCGGCUGCACGGUCCUGGUGGUGGCAGUGGUGGCCAGGAAGCUGGAGCUAACCCGAGCCGAGAAACACGUCCACAACUUCAUGAUGGACUCCCACAUCUCCAAAAGGAUAAAAAUUGCUGCUGCAAAUGUGCUGAGAGAGACUUGGCUUAUCUACAAGCACACUAAGCUGUCAAGAGAGCGAGACCACACCAGAGUCCGCAUGCACCAGAGGAAGCUGCUGCUGGCCAUCCACCAGCUACGGAGAGUGAAGAUGGAAAAGAGGAUUCUUGCAGAUCAGGGAAACUCACUGGUUGACCUCUGCAAGAUGCAAAGUCUGAUGUACGAUGUUCUGGCAGAGGUGCAGGGCUGCAGGGGGGAGCUGGAUUCGCACAUCAACAGCCUGGUUAAGAACGUAGAGGAGCUGAGGGAGGGCUUCAGGAGCCUGAUGCCGCUCCUAUCCAGCACUCUGUCCACACAGAACUCUUCCAUCCGCCACCUGCUGAGGGAGAGGGAGGAGAAGAGCGAGUGUGCCAGCGGGGCAGAGGGGUGAGGAGCAGAGGGCUGUCUCCAGUGCUUUUUUUUUUUUUUUCUGAGCUAUGGUGACCAUUCUUGGACAGUUUUCCUGGCUCAGGUGGGAUCAGUUCCGUGAUUAU
This is a messenger RNA of Cyprinodon variegatus (sheepshead minnow), 2137 nucleotides long. Its product is annotated as small conductance calcium-activated potassium channel protein 1-like. Gene Ontology annotation, molecular function: calmodulin binding; small conductance calcium-activated potassium channel activity. The coding region runs from base 1 to 2034 and encodes 677 amino acids. The record is from RefSeq and is a predicted model, not a curated record. The transcript has 9 exons. Gene Ontology annotation, biological process: potassium ion transmembrane transport. Gene Ontology annotation, cellular component: neuron projection; neuronal cell body; plasma membrane. Lineage: Eukaryota; Metazoa; Chordata; Actinopteri; Cyprinodontiformes; Cyprinodontidae.